AUGAUGGCCAUCCCCAGCAAGCGCAAAUAUCUUCAAUACAAAAUUGGCAAACUAAAUUCAGAGCUUCUGCAAAAUUUACCUACCAAAAAAUUGAAGAAAAAAAAGAAAAAAGGAUCUUACAGUUUUUUUGAGGGGGAAGACGAAGACGAGGGGGAGGAGGAACAGGAGAACGAGCAGGAUGAGCAGCAGCAGAAGGAGGAGGAGGGAGAUCCCCCUUCCGACGCAACGAUGGACAACCAUAUUUCCCAUCAUAACAAAGGGACCCAUUACGGGGGGGAAGACCAUCACCCCGAUGAGUUUCCAAAUUGCGUCAAUUCUGACUGUCACAUGAGUAACGAUGCUUCUGCAGAGCCUGAUUACCUUGGGCAGUUUAUGAAUGGCUCGGGGGAGAAGGCCCGGGCACAGACACAGCGGAGCAAUUGGAGCAACUGGAACAGUUGGAGCGGCGCGUUUAAGAAGAAGGAGGUUUCCUCUACCGACCAAGUGACCCUGCCCCUGCAGCAGUUGCAAGAUAGCCAAUACGUCGGGUACAUCCAAAUAGGCAACCCGCCGCAAACGAUCAGACCCAUUUUUGACACCGGGAGCACGAACAUCUGGGUCGUGAGCACCAAGUGCAAGGAUGACACCUGUCUGAAGGUGCACCGGUACAACUACAAGUUGUCUAGGAGCUUCCGCUACUACAAGCCGCACACGAAUCUGGACAUCAUGUUCGGCACGGGAAUAAUCCAAGGCGUGAUCGGCGUGGAAACCUUCCGCAUAGGGCCCUUCAAGGUGUUCAACCAACCCUUCGGACUCGUAAAGCGCGAGAAAAGGAGCGAAGCAAAAUCAAACGUCUUCGAAAGAAUCAACUUCGAAGGCAUAGUCGGGUUGGCAUUCCCAGCAAUGCUAUCCACAGGAAAAACAACCAUCUAUGAAAACCUAAUGAACACUUAUAAGUUCAGCCAUAACGAGUUCUCUAUAUACAUAGGAAAGGACAACAAGCACUCAGCUUUAAUCUUCGGAGGAGUGGAGAGACGCUUUUUCGAGGGAGACAUUUACAUGUUCCCAGUGGUGAGGGAAUACUACUGGGAAAUACAAUUUGAUGGACUGUACAUCGAUCACCAGAAAUUUUGUUGCGACUCUAGUUCUAUUGUGUACGAUAUGAGGAAGAAAAAGAAAAAAUGGAAAGUGCAGAGAAAUUCCUUUGCGAGGAAAUACUUGAAAAAAAAAACGGACUUGAGGGACAUGUCCAGGGUGUGGCACCACCGUCGGGAAGGCGCAGAAGAAGACUCAGAGGAGGAAGACCCAUCGGGGGAAAACCUCUCCGGGGAAAGCCUCUCUGGGGAGGACAAACAUGGAGAGCGUUCCACCGGGGGCGAAGUGAACCCGUAUGGCGCUCACCCGGAAAGGCGCGGUAAAGGGGCACACCGCCGACGGCGCAGGCGACACAGGUGGAGAAGACACCGCAGCAGAGUCAACCGGCGAGGCAAGGACGAGAAAUUAAAGAAAAACCAAAACUACCUCAUCUUCGAUUCUGGGACCUCCUUCAAUAGUGUCCCCAAGUCGGAGAUCGGGUACUUCUUCAAGGUCGUCCCGCCGAAGAAAUGUGACGACAGCAACAUAGACGAAGUAGUGGCGAGUUACCCCAACCUGACCUACGUCAUUAACAACAUGCCCUUUACGCUGACGCCGGCGCAGUACCUGGUCCGGAAGUCCGACAUGUGCAAGCCGGCGUUCAUGGAAAUCGAGGUUUCGCCUGAAUAUGGCCACGCGUACAUUUUGGGGAACGCGACCUUCAUGCGAUACUACUACACCGUUUACCGGCGCGGUGAUGGGCGCAAGGGCUCCUACGUGGGCAUUGCCAAGGCAGUGCACGCGGAAGACAAUGAGGAGUACCUGACUGCCCUGCAGAGAAAGAUGAACCCGGUGGGGUAG
Plasmodium vivax (malaria parasite P. vivax) is the source of this 1914-nucleotide messenger RNA. RefSeq names its product aspartyl protease, putative. The record is from RefSeq and is a predicted model, not a curated record. The transcript is spliced from 7 exons. Gene Ontology annotation, molecular function: aspartic-type endopeptidase activity. Gene Ontology annotation, biological process: proteolysis. Bases 1 to 1914 code for a protein of 637 amino acids. Lineage: Eukaryota; Apicomplexa; Aconoidasida; Haemosporida; Plasmodiidae.